This is a messenger RNA of Aureococcus anophagefferens, 1938 nucleotides long. RefSeq lists its product as hypothetical. Bases 1 to 1938 code for a protein of 645 amino acids. Gene Ontology annotation, molecular function: protein serine/threonine phosphatase activity; ATP binding; protein kinase activity. The record is from RefSeq and is a predicted model, not a curated record. Gene Ontology annotation, biological process: protein phosphorylation; protein dephosphorylation. The transcript has 3 exons. Lineage: Eukaryota; Pelagophyceae; Pelagomonadales; Pelagomonadaceae.
AUGACCGAACCCGCACCAACGGAAGUCGUCUGGCCGUCGUCGGCAGUCAUCGACGACGGCUCGCUCGUGCUCGUCGACGGCGCGCGGAGCCGCGUGUCCCUCUGCCGCUGCGCCGGCGGCGUCGCCGUGGUCAAGCGCUUCCGCGGCGCGACGGCCAACCGGCACCGCGACGCGGCGAGCCGCCGCUUCGCGGCGGAGCGGCGCGCGGCCUGGGCGCUCGCCGACGCGUCGCCCUUUGUUUUGCGGCCGCUCGCGACGGUCGUCGACGCGCCGGUCAUGGCCGUAGUGCUGCCGUUCUGCGGACGGUUCCGGUCGCUCGACGUGCUCCUCCACGGCGGGGCCACCCACGACUGGUCCCCGGCCGGCGACCGGGGGUGCGUGACGCCCUCCAGAGCCUGGCGCGCGCUCCUCGCGUUCGACGCCGCGCGCGGCGUCGCGGCCGCGCACGCUUCGGGCGUCGUGCUGCGCGACGUCAAGCCCGCGAACGUCCUCGUCGGCGACGACGGCGUCGGCCGCCUCGCGGACUUUGAACUGAGCUUCUUCGCCGGCGACCCGGCGGCGGAGGCCGCGGGCGGCGGCGGGCCCGCGUCGAAGCCGCGGCGGAUCUUCGAGGGCACCCCGCAGUACGUCGCCCCCGAGCAGAUCCGCGCGUACGACGGCGUCGUGCUCCACGGCGCCCUCGCGGACCCCAUGCGCUCCGCGUCGACGGCCGCGGCGGACGUCUACGCGUUGGCCGUCUCCGCGAACGAGGCGGGGACCAGGGCAGCAAAAGAGAGCGAAAUUCCCAACUUCAAAGGCUCCUAUCUCGGCCGUUUUCCACUCGCGGGGACGACGGUCGUGCCGUUCACGGACGUGACGCGCACGGACGCGCAAUUACAGACCGUCGUCGAGGUCAAGUACUCGACGACGGCGCUCUGCCGCGCCGUCGCCAGCGAGGGCCUGCGGCCCGCGCUCGUCGACGCGAGUUUCGGUGGUCUGGAAUUUUGCGACUUGGUGAGGGAAAGCUGGGCCGACGCGCCGGCGGCGCGGCCGCGCGCGGCGGCCUUCGCGGAAAGGCUCGCGGCGUGCUUCGCCGGGGACGCCAUCUUCGAGCGAGGGGUUUCAGUGAAAGGACGCGGCGCGCUCGCGGCGGACGCCGACGAGCCGCUCUGGACCUGCGACGCGGCGGCCGCGGAACCGCCGGCCGUCGAGGAAGCUCUAGGUCCUCUGACGGACGCGGAGCGAGACGCCGUCGACGCGAUGGGCCGGCGGCGCCGGCGCCGGCCGCCGCGGCGCGGCUGGGCCUGGGAGGCCCAUCGGGGCCCCCGGGACGCCAUGGAGGACGCGGCCGGCGGCCUGGACUACGGCCCGCACGCGGGCUGCUACGUCGUCUCGGACGGCCACGGCGGCGCCGCCGUCGCGCGCCUCGCCGUCGAUUCGUUGCCGACGCUCGUGGCGCGCUCCCUGGCGGCGACGACGGGCGGCGACGGCGACGUCCGGGCCGCGCUCGUCGACGCCUUCCACGCCUGCGAGGCCCGCUGCGGCGCGUUGGCCGGCGGCGCGUGCGUCGUCCUCGCUUUGUUGUUGGGCGACGACCUCUUUGUGGCCCACGUCGGCGACUGCCGGGCCGUGUUGGACCGCGACGGCGACGAGGGCUGGACCUGGUCCCGGGCGCACGGCCCGGCGCCCGACGCGUUGGCGGGCCCCUUCGCCGGCGGCGUCGCGCGCUUGACGGAGGACCACGCGCCCGCGGGGCGCGAGGCCGCGCGCGUCGCCAAGGCGGGCGGGCGCCUCCUCGAGACGAGGGACGGCAAGGUCCGCGUGGGGCGCACGCGCGGCCCCGGCGGCCUCGCCGUGUCCCGGGCCCUCGGCGACGCGGGCGAGUACUGCGGCGUCGUCGCGUCGCCGGCUGUGUGGAAUUCAACCGCUGCUCGAUCAAUUCGAAGUCGAUUCGGCUGA